Cloeon dipterum is the source of this 2149-nucleotide messenger RNA. Its product is annotated as zinc finger protein 62 homolog. The transcript has 6 exons. The coding region runs from base 230 to 2071 and encodes 613 amino acids. Gene Ontology annotation, cellular component: nucleus. The record is from RefSeq and is a predicted model, not a curated record. NCBI's taxonomy places the organism in Eukaryota, Metazoa, Arthropoda, Insecta, Ephemeroptera, Baetidae. Gene Ontology annotation, biological process: regulation of transcription by RNA polymerase II. Gene Ontology annotation, molecular function: RNA polymerase II transcription regulatory region sequence-specific DNA binding; DNA-binding transcription factor activity, RNA polymerase II-specific.
GUGCCGCGCAGUGCUACUCCCCGGGACACGCCCACCCACCUGGUGACUCGAAAAAUAACAAAAAGAUCGUAGAUAUCAGGACUUGGCCGGAUGACACCAAACUGGACCGGGAAGUAGACUGACCGCACCACACACGAACAUCUCAAAUAGAUUAUUUCUUCAAAAGCAGCAAGCGCAUCAAAGGUGCGGCUAUAAUUAUUCGAUAAGGAAACCUGAAGGCUAUGAGAAAAUGGAAGAGGAAACAACUGACUUUGUGUCAUUUCUCGCAAAACGCGAAAGAAAUAAGGUUUCCCAACAGAGUCUACUAUCACAGCGGCACUAUUUCACAAACUCUGUUUGUCUUGUAAAUUUAAACCAUCUCUCCGAUGCCCUGUGGUGCAAUUCCUGCAGCGUACCCCUGUCUCUUCGGCACUGCACGCAAGAAAAGCCUUUCAGGAACUCGUAUGUGUUGAAGAUCAAGUGUUGGCGGUGUCAAAAUCUAAAUGACGUAUUUCUUUUUGCUGACACUGUUGACGUCAAACCAUCAAGUCACGAUGAUUUCCCAGCCAGUGAAACUGCUCAAAAUCAUUCUACCAAUCAAACAGUCCCGAAGAAUUGCGUGGUUAUAAACUCAAUAAACCAGCAGACUCGUAGGGGUCAUCCUCCUGGUAAGAGUAGAGGAUCUCAGAAAUUGCAAAAAACUAGAGAGUCAAAAAGACUCAAAUUGGAUGAGAAGGAUAUAAUUGAUACCAAAUUGGAAGCAGGCCUUACCAGCAAUGAUGAUAAAAAUGAAUCAAGAAAAAGUGUGGAUGGAGGUGAUGAGACAUUUGAUCCAGAGGAAGCUGAAAAUGAUGCUGCAAAUAAAAUUCCUCAACAAUGCUCAUAUUGCCCUAUGCAGUUCAAUGAAAAGAAGGCUCACGCGAAACACAUGAAAAAUGAGCAUCCAGAGGUUAGGUCAUUCUUUUGUGACAUGUGCUCUGAAGAAUUUACAACCAUCUACUUCCUUCGAAAACACAAAAUGGAAUCUCAUUUGCCGGAGGACUCUCCAAAGUGUGACACUUGUGGCAAAGCCUUUCUCACACUAGAUCUUCUCAACGCACACAAAUUAAGACACUUGCCCAAAGAGGCCCGGCAGUUCAAAUGCAACCGUUGCUCAAAAAAGUUCUUUGAAGCUAAACGACUAAAGGUGCACAUGCUGCGAUUCCACGCGAAAAGCAAGCGUGAAUUCAAAUGCGCCCACUGCCCGCGGAACUACGAAACCAAGCCCAAACUCUUGAGGCACAUCGUGGAGCACGUUCAAGACGACAUAUUCGCCAUCAAGCACGGACAUGAAUUCUCCCGUUGGAAAUGUGAAUACUGUGACAAAAUAUUCAAGAAUAUGGGCCGCCAAUUAGUGCACAUGCGUGAAUGCCACCCGGAGUUCAAAGAGUUUAUCUGCGGCUGGUGCGGCGAGAAGUGCACAAAUAACAAGUCAUUCCAAAAGCACAGGCGCAUGAACCACAGAACCGACUCAUUAUAUGUGUGUGAUGAGUGUGGCAAGCCUGCACUUAACCCCAAGAAAUUGGAAUUGCACAAACUGACUCAUCGCUCUGGCAAUGAAGGGAGGGAGUUUUUGUGUUCAUUUUGUCCCCGUGCGUUUGCCGAGAACAGUUCCUUGGUGGAUCACAUAAAACGGUUCCAUGUGAUUACCACCUACUACUGCGCGAACUGUCCAAAGACUUUCAAGAUGAAGUUCAACAUCAGAAGGCACAUGCAGCUUCAUACAGGGGAAUUUAAGCAUUCUUGCCAGUAUUGCGGAGCCAACUUUGUGGCUGCUGAUGGUCGAGAUCAUCACAUCAGAAAUUGUCACCGAUUCAUGUGUGUUAUUUGCUCUUCGAUUUUUCCUACAAAAGACGAAGUGUUAGUGCACAGAAUCAAAGAACACUCGGACGUGGGGAGGGCUCGUGAAGGAGAUCAAAUAUUUGAGAAAAUUACUGAUUACAAUUGUGAUGUUUGCUGCAGGUAUUUAUCUUCCAAGCAAGCACUAAACACGCAUCUGAGAACACACACUAAGAGGAAAGCAAAAAGUGAAUUAUUGCUAUCCACAGAUUAAUACCAGUGUAAAAUAAAUUGUUCACUUGAUUUCCCAUCAUUUUUCCUCUACUUUUAAUAAAAAUUUAAUUCCAUGAAA